GCAGGAACAUGGCCGGGCAGGGCGGGAGCAGCGCUGGAGGCCGCGGCGUUGUGAUUUCAGACAAUUGGCCUGGAUACAGUCUGGAUUUAUUUACUUAUCCUCAGCACUACUAUGGAGACCUGGAAUAUGUCCUCAUUCCACAUGGCAUUAUUGUUGACAGGACAGAACGACUGGCAAAAGAUAUUAUGCAAGAUAUUGGAGACAAUGAUAUUGUGGUUCUCUGUGUCCUCAAAGGUGGAUACAAGUUCUGUGCUGAUCUUGUGGAGCACUUUAAAAAUCUUAGCAGAAAUUCAGAAAGGUUCAUCUCCAUGAAAGUCGAUUUUGUUAGACUGAAAAGUUACCAUAAUGAUCAGUCUAUGCAAGAUAUGCAGAUAAUUGGAGGAGAUGAUCUUUCAAAGCUGACUGGCAAGAAUGUUCUAAUUGUGGAGGAUAUUGUUGGAACCGGAAGAACCAUGAAGGUUCUGCUUAACAAUAUAGAAAAAUACAAGCCGAAGAUGAUUAAAGUGGCAAGUUUGUUGGUGAAAAGAACAUCUCGGCCUGAUGGGUACAGACCAGAUUAUUACGGAUUUGAAAUUCCAGAUUUGUUUGUGGUAGGCUAUGCCUUAGACUACAAUGAGCACUUCAGAGAUCUAAAUCACAUAUGUGUUAUCAAUGAUCGUGGCAAAACAAAAUACAGAGUCUAAAGCAGUAACAUCCACACCUGGAUAUUUCUGUGAAGCAGAAAUUUGACUACAGUCCCACAGGCAUCUCCCAGAAAAGCAAUUCAACUGACUUGUAUGUCUUUCAACUCAGUAUAAUAAGGGGUUUACUCUAGAGAUACUAAUGAAUAUUUACAGAAGUGAGAGCUCUUAUCUAAAAUGUGAAACAUAGGACUUUUACAGUUACUACCUUUAUUAAGUAUUAAAAUUACCACCUAAGAUGCCUUUUGACUAAUCACUUGUAUGCCUCAGGUCUCAUUGUGAACACAUCUUUUCUUUGCUCAGUCCUUCAUUCCACCUACUGCAAUUUAUGUACUUCACGGUGU
Pseudopodoces humilis (Tibetan ground-tit) is the source of this 1024-nucleotide messenger RNA. RefSeq names its product phosphoribosyl transferase domain containing 1 (gene PRTFDC1). Gene Ontology annotation, biological process: purine ribonucleoside salvage. Gene Ontology annotation, cellular component: cytosol. NCBI's taxonomy places the organism in Eukaryota, Metazoa, Chordata, Aves, Passeriformes, Paridae. The record is from RefSeq and is a predicted model, not a curated record. Gene Ontology annotation, molecular function: hypoxanthine phosphoribosyltransferase activity.